AUGGGGAACCUUCCCUCCGAGCGUCUUUCUGCUUAUCAGAAGCCGUUCUCAUUCACGGGCGUCGACUAUUUUGGCCCGGUUCCCGUAGCAGUUGGUCGACGAGUCGAAAAACGUUGGGGCGUUCUCUUCACCUGUCUCACCACCAGGGGCAUCCAUCUAGAGGCUGCGCACUCCCUGACCACAUCAUCAUGCAUCUUAGCUAUACGUCGUUUCAUCGCUAGGCGUGGGCAAUCUUUGGAAUUCAUCAGCGACAACGGUACGAACUUCGUCGGUGCAUCGCGAGAGCUUGCUGAGGCCUGGGAAGCGAUAGACAAACAGCGUUUAGCGGAGGAGUUUACAACACCGCGUCUCGCGUGGAAAUUUAUCCCACCUGGUGGACCACACUUUGGAGGCUGCUGGGAACGACUAGUGCGAUCCGUCAAGAAGGCGAUGAGCGAAAUACGGAUGUCUCGGCUACCAACCGACGAAGUGUUAACGACUGCAUUAACGGAGAUCGAAGCGAUGCUUAAUUCUCGCCCUCUUACACAGGUACCACUUGACAGCGAAUCCGAGCUUCCUUUAACCCCGAACCACUUUCUGCUAGGGACAGCUAACGGAGAGGCACCGAAAGCAGUAUUCAGUGACGACAUCGCUACCCUAAAAACUACAUGGAAGGUAUCAGAGGUUAUGGCUAAUCUCUUCUGGAAGAAGUGGGUAGCAUACUACUUACCGACCUUAACGCGCAGAGUUAAGUGGCAUCAUCCGGUUCGUCCGAUUAAGGAGGGCGACAUUGUAGUGAUCGUGGAUCCAAACCUUCCCCGAAACACUUGGCCCAAGGGACGGGUAGUGGCGGUCAUCCAGUCGAGGGACGGGCAAGUCCGGCGCGCAACCGUAGCUACAAGCACCGGAAUCUACGAACGGCCGGCCACGAAGAUAGCCGUGUUGGAUGUACAACAGGAAAAUAAUACUUACGCGCCGGAGACCAACAGUCGACAGCACUAA
Molecule: messenger RNA, 981 nt
Organism: Anopheles coluzzii
Lineage: Eukaryota; Metazoa; Arthropoda; Insecta; Diptera; Culicidae
Exons: 1
Coding region: 1-981 (326 amino acids)
Biological process (GO): DNA integration
Molecular function (GO): nucleic acid binding
Source: RefSeq, a predicted model, not a curated record